AUGGAGAAUGCACAUAUUGGAGAUAUUGUUAGGCUGGGCCGUCGGAUUCCUGUCGGGGACACAAUUGGCAGAAUGGCUUCAGCGAUAAACAUGGCCCUUCCUGAUCGAACAAUAGAGGUGCGCGACACAACCACAACCACAUCCUCAGCCGAUUCGACAGGCAGUUGCGGAGCCAGCGCGUGUGAGAAGCCCGUCAGCAACUCGACAUUCACAUUGCCCAUUAUUCUUGGUGUUGCCAUUCCUGUUGUUGGAGCCGCUAUUCUAUUCAUAAUUCUGCAGCGAAGACAUACCCGCAAGCAACGAGAGGAGGAUGCUAAUGACCGACAUGCAUCAAUGGACUUCGGUCUGGGAGAUGUGCCGCAGCCAUUGCGAGCGAAGAGAGCACCAACCAACAUGUCGGAGAUGAGCUAUGGAGGAGAGAAGGGUGGGAUGCGCCCAAAUGGAAUGAGUCGCCGUCAAGUCUCCAUGGAUCUGAACAUGAGCAGUCCGUAUCUCCUGCCACCGGAGCUCCAGAAUUCUCGAGAAUCUCUCCACUCGCUUUCGAGGACGAUUCACCAGCAAGAAGAUCCAUAUCGACCAGUAACUCAGUACUACCCAGGGGAUGGUGCAUCAAUUCGAUCGCAAAAGCAAGGCUCCUCAAUCUACACUGGAUCAAGUGCACCGUCGAAGUUGCAUGAUACAUCAUCAAAUCUCCUUGCGAACGCUGGACAAAUGCCUCGAAGCCAUCCUCCAAGUGCAGAGUUCACCCGUCCUCUACGUCAAAACUCUCUUCCACAGAGCAACGCAUCAGUCAGCCCAGUGGACUCCAUCCCACCUCCUUACCCGGUUGAACCACCUCAGGCUCACCUGCCAGUCCUGACCCCUGCAGUACUGACUCCAGGAUCACCAGAGAGUCAGAGCAGAGGCCUCCCAACCAGCCCACGACCAGGACAGACUUUGAACCCACCAGCCAAAGUUGCUGAAAAGCCUCGUGAUAUCCGUACGAGCAACGGCAACCCUGCGAACUUCCGACAAAGCAAUGAUUAUCUGGCUGCCAUGAUCAUGGAGAAGGAGCCUGCGCCUCCACCUGAACCUCGUCAACAAGCUCGUAGAGGACCUCCACCAGCAAUCAAUACGCUCCCCACAAAUCCCCGUCCUGCCCGUAAAGAAUCAAUGCCUCAAGCCCCAAACAUGGAUGACCAAAACGACUAUGGUGAUGGAUUCAAGGUCACACCUCCUUCGCCUGGUCGUGGAGAACAGAUGCGUGGUCAGCGUUACUCAAUGGAUGUCCCUCCUGAGCAAUUCGCUCAAGCUGGAUUAGGCGCCCCCGGUUUUGAUCCUAAGCGUUUGUCAAUGGGUUUCCGUCCAUUGCCUCCUAAUGUCGUUACCGAGUCGGACGAUCCCGAGGUCAGAGCAAACAGGAUUCGGUCUUUCUAUAAGGAGUACUUUGACGACAGUAAGCCGGCUCCCCAAGGCCAAUAUUAUGAAGACUACGACGAGAAUUACCUUGGUGAUGCUGCCUACUUCGAUCCCGAGACUAACACUUUCGUUAUGCCAUAUGCGGAACCUGUUACUCGCCGCGCCAUGACACCACCUCCAAUGGGCCCACCUAGAUUUCCAGGACCGCCCCGUGGUAGACAGGGCUCUAUGGGAGCCAUGAGCACUGGUGGUAUGCGUGGACCUCCUCCAGGACCCAGAGCAUACUCAUCUGCCUCUGGUCGCAUGGCCAAGCCUGGUCCAAAGAGACCUCUGCCUCCACCAACUCCUCUUAACAGCUUGCCUACACCAUCCAAGCUGAGAGAUGACUCGUUUGCUCUCAUGAGCUCCAUCGAGUUUGCUCCUCCUCAGACCUACCGUGAUCGUGUUGCUGGCCGAUCCGAAAGUCCACUCGGCGAGAGACGUCCAUACUCACCGAUGGUUCCGGCAUUUGCUCCUGUCGUCAGUGCUUUUGAUGAACUUGCGCCGAUACCAAGCCCUCACAUGCUAAGAAAGUCGGGCACCUUCACAUCCCUGGACUUCGCACCACCCAAGAAGUUCAGAGAUCCCGAUAGCAUGAGUGAUGCAGGCAGUAUUCGAAGCAACCGGAGCGGAAUCUCACAAACCCAACUCGGUGCCAUCCGCAAUGGUGCUUACCGCAUCAGCCGCAUCCCCAAGGACGUUGUUUUUACCAAAGACGACCUCGCUACUACGUUGAAGCCGCAAUGGGGAAUGCGUGCAGAGUAG
This is a messenger RNA of Mollisia scopiformis, 2202 nucleotides long. RefSeq lists its product as uncharacterized. The record is from RefSeq and is a predicted model, not a curated record. The coding region runs from base 1 to 2202 and encodes 733 amino acids. Lineage: Eukaryota; Fungi; Ascomycota; Leotiomycetes; Helotiales; Mollisiaceae. The transcript has 3 exons.